GGGUCUAUGUUAACGGUGUGCAGAAGAGACCACAGUCACCAAGAAAAUGUCUAAAGUCACGUUUAAAAUCACUCUGACGUCGGAUCCCCGGCUACCAUACAAAGUACUCAGUGUCCCAGAGAGCACGCCGUUUACAGCCGUGUUGAAGUUUGCAGCAGAGGAGUUCAAAGUACCAGCAGCCACCAGUGCCAUCAUUACUAACGACGGUAUCGGCAUCAACCCAGCUCAGACAGCAGGGAAUGUGUUCCUGAAGCACGGUUCAGAGUUGCGCAUCAUUCCCAGAGACCGAGUGGGAGGAAGGGGAGUAGGAACAGACCGACCUUCCUCAUCCUCCUCGAAGACCCAAUGACUCAGACACACACACACACACACACACACACCGGCUGAAUCAUCAUGUUUCACUUCUGACCUGCAGAACACUCAGUAUGUGAGUGUCAGUGUGUUUGUGUAUAUAUUUUCUAGACCUGAAAUUACUGCACGCACACACACACACACACACACACACACACACUCCUACUCAAAGAGACACACUGCAGCAGCAAGCUUAAUUCUGUCUAUACUGUCUGCACUAUCCAAAUGCAGCAUCACCCCAGGCUGCCCAUAGAUACUCUCACACUGAAGUAAUUGAUUACACACACACACACACACUCUGGCGGCUUCAAGAGAAGGACUUGGCGGAAGCUUAGCAGACAAUGUGCUUUGAGUUUGUGAAUAGUUGUAGUUUUGUGUACCUAUUUUAGUUGUAAUGGUAAAUGGCUAAUAGAUCUGCCCCUUUUUGUCCAACAUGUGUAGGCAUAUUUAGGUAUGUAUGCAUGUACUUGCUUUUUGAAGAGGACUGCAUUAAUGUGGAUUUGUACUACACAUUCAAACGAUUUAGCUUAUUCAGCAUGCCUUCAGAGAGCAUUGUUAUAUCACCUGUUUAAUAAAUUAUGCUUGUUCAAAGAAGCUGUCUGUUUUACAUCC
Molecule: messenger RNA, 963 nt
Organism: Salmo salar (Atlantic salmon)
Lineage: Eukaryota; Metazoa; Chordata; Actinopteri; Salmoniformes; Salmonidae
Gene: ufm1
Product: ubiquitin-fold modifier 1
Biological process (GO): protein K69-linked ufmylation
Cellular component (GO): nucleus; cytoplasm
Source: RefSeq, marked provisional